Messenger RNA from Colius striatus (speckled mousebird), 5289 nucleotides. It is a transcript of the gene ANKRD34B, whose product is annotated as ankyrin repeat domain 34B. Lineage: Eukaryota; Metazoa; Chordata; Aves; Coliiformes; Coliidae. Bases 798 to 2339 code for a protein of 513 amino acids. The record is from RefSeq and is a predicted model, not a curated record. The transcript has 5 exons. Gene Ontology annotation, molecular function: protein binding.
GCGCCGCCUCGCCGGCUCCCUCAGGAGCGCGGGCCCGCGGCCACGCCGGCAUCGGCCGCGGGCGCUUGCCGAGCGCAGGUCGGUGUCCGGCGGGAGCCCAGCCCCCGUGCUCCGCCGGGGCGGCGAGGGCGGCUCCGAGCGCCUUGCGGGACCGCUCCGCUCUGCCGGAGCCGCCCGGGCAAGCGGCAGGUGCGUCCCUUCCCGCCCGGCGGGUUGCGGUGCGGGAGGGAGGAGACUGCCGACGGCGUCAGGUGUGUUCUGUGUAACUUCUCUGUAGGGAAGUUGCCCGACCCUGUUUGUUACAGAUCUUCCCUCAGGAAAAAUAUCAGAGCCGUUAGGUUACAAGUCAGGAUGCUGCGAAGCAGGAGUGAGCAACAACAUCGUAACCUUCAGACAGAGCCCCAGUGAAAGGUUUCCUCUCUUGGUGCUCUCUGCCAUGCUCCAAACACUCUCUGGCAGUAAUUACUACCACGUGAAAGACCUCCAAAUGAGAAACAGUAUUCGGAUGAGGCAAGGAAUCCAACAACUGCUGAAAAGAAGACCAUAGUACCACAGUGAUGCCCUGAUAUCCCAGCAGUACUUGGAAGUGGGAUCUUUGCUCUUAGCUGAUGCCACCUGCCCAGGCACAGGACUCCCUCUGGCCUUCUGAGCCUUAUGACAAGGCUCCACGUCACUUCGCUUACGCUGUUUCACUCGGGCUACUAUGUUUUCAAAGCAGUGUAAGGAAGGCUCUUUGCUUUCUCUGAAAACCAGGUGUUCUUCCCAGCCACUGGGAAGGUGUGAGUGAGCUCAGUGCGAUGAGCAAGACAGUGGAGCUGCUGGUGGAGGGGAACUCCCUGAUAAGAGCCGUCUACCAAAGCCGCCUUCGCCUCACCCGGCUCUUACUAGAGGGAGGUGCCUACAUCAACGAGAGUAAUGAGAGGGGUGAAACCCCACUGAUGAUUGCUUGUAGGACACAACAUGUGGACUCCCAGAGUGUCAGCAAGACAAAGAUGGUUAAAUACUUAUUGGAAAACAAGGCUGAUCCGAACAUACAGGACAAGUCUGGAAAGACAGCCUUGAUGCACGCUUGUUUGGAAAAAGCAGGCCCUGAAGUGGUCUCCCUGCUACUGAAAAGUGGAGCUGACCCAAGCCUGCAAGACCACUCCAAUUGCUCUGCGCUUGUCUAUGCCAUAAAUGCUGAGGACAAAGAGACUCUGAAAGUUCUUCUUAAUGCCUGCAGGGCACAAGGAAAAGAAGUUAUCAUCAUUACAAUGGACAAGUCCUCCUCGGGAAGGCAGAAAACUAAGCAGUACCUAAACAUGCCUCCUGCAGACCUCGAGGAAUGCCACUCCCUAUCUGCUUGCAUUUCCCCAUCGCAAAUAGAACUGAAAACCUCUCCAUCCCCCCUUUCCGUUUCAAAUGAAACUGAAAAAGCAGUGUUCAGCUUUAAAGAGCUGGAUCAUCCACGAAGUGUGGACAACUCAUCUCAAACAGUUCCGCUGAUGAGAAAAUUCAGCUCUUCAAAAGCAGGGUCCAAGCUGGUGCCAAUGCAGCGGCUACAGCCCAAGCCUUGGAUAAAGAGCUCUCCAUCACUGUUUCACCGGAGUAAAAUUGCUACUGUACAAGAACUUCAGGACAUUACUCCAGAAGAAGAGUGCUCUUUUAAAAUCAACAGCCUUGCCUUGUCAACCAGGCCCCAAAGUAUUGACAUAAAAGACACUGCUCACUUACUGAAAACCUUUGAUCAAACUGGAUCAAGGAAGUUAUCGUAUGAUGAGAUAAACUCUCAGACUCCUUAUGUUGAAGAGAAACAUAACCCCAGUAGGAUUCCUAUGGGUAAGGAUGCCGGUUUGGGACAACUCAGCUUUACUUCAAACCUACACAAUAUUAUUCAGAAGAGACAUUUAGGAGCAAACGACUACAGCUCUGAUUCUCAGUUAACUGCUAAUCCAAGUCCUGCUGCUUCAGAAGACAGUAAGUCAGUGACAGGAAAGAAGAAGAUUAUUUCUCCAUCUCACUCUUUGUUGUCAAGUCCUAGACAGGUACUCGAGAACAUGCCUCCCAUUACUCUGAGCAGGAGAAAUCGAGCUUGUCUAGAAAGACAGGGCUCAGGAGCCUUAUUGUUGGAUCAUCUUACUCAGACAAGACCAGGUUUUCUUCCACCACUGAAUGUGAAUCCUCACCCCCCAAUUCCAGGUAUUACAUUCAUAAACGGGGUCUCUGGGGUGAUUUCUUGUGGACAGAAACACUUAGUACCAGCAGCACCUGCUUUGCCAAGGGAGACCAAAAAUACACAAACCCUACUACGGAGGCAGUCAUUACAGACUGAGCAGAUUAAGCAAUUAGUGAAUUUUUAACAGGGGAUUAAAGGAUCACAAAAAUCUUUAUCAUAUGUACAUAUUCACUGUGCUACCUGAUUGUAGUGAUAUGUACAGCAAGAGAGCAGGUCUGUGAUGUAAAGCUCUCUGCCUUGGAAUGAGUUAGAUAACUUACAGCCUACAUGAAAACAUGUACUUAACUAACAAUACUGCUUUCUGCAAACUGAGGAAUGUCUGUGAUAAUGUUUUUAUAAUACUGUUUGCAGCUUCAGCAACUAAAUCCUCUCUGUGACAGGCUGAACUCACAACAGGUCUUGGGCAUCGCAGUUCUCAUUUUAGAUGGGGAAUACUCUUAGGUUUCCCUACAGGUGUACUCGUUCUGCACCCAGAAUCCAUGGAAUCUGGGAACUUGAAAGAUUUGAUAGUGAUGCUGGACACCAGACUCUGUCCCAGUUGUCUGAUAUCCAGAAAUCCCAGGCACAACGAGCAGAGAGAGCAGACAUCGGUAAGUGUACACAGGCAAUGUCUUCUGGCUUUGGUGGCUUUACUGCAUGUAAAGAGGCAACGUCCAGGGCCAGAGAAAUUCACGUUGCAGAGCUGUGGCAUCCGUAAGUAUGCCCAGGGAAUGUGGGUUUAAGACUGGGAGCCUGCUUUAGAGACCUUGCUCCCCAGUGGAAGUCCAUUUGAUACACAGAGCCACUGGAGAGUUCAGCACAGGAAACUUGGCAGCCGAAUCAGGCAGCCAGCACAGUGAGCAAGAAGCUCUGAAAAAUCUUACGUAAAAUCACCAAAGCCUACGUGUACUGUCAAUUAGGAGUGUCAAUCAACUUGGGCUUCACAAGCUAUUGGAUUGCUGGAACCUGCUUGUUUAAAAGGGGGAAGGGUGGGGGGGAGUCAGGCUGUAUCUAAACUAGGGUCCAUUACUUUCUGUAGUUCCAGACUCCUCCAAAAACAAAAAAAAAGAGAUCUCCGCAUCAUGCAGAAGCUCUUUCUUCCUAGUCACAGGCCUCAGUUUCUCUUCAAGUCUGGAUACAGAUGGUGGGACACAUACAGAUGCUGUCUCGAUUCAUGAGGACCCUUUCACUAGAAUGCUUGGGAGGCAAAGGAGAACUCUGUCCUCCUGCUGACGGUCCCAAAAAUAAAUAAUUGUCAGCUAUAAUACACAGCUGGGAGAUGCAGAGGACUGAAUUUCUUUAGAGAAACACACUCCAAGCUCCAAUAGCUCCAAGCUUAUUGCAUGUUUGUAAGUAUGUCUACCUAAAUUCUGGCUUUCCUUCCCUUUUGGUGUUCUGUGAUUCCAGACACUUUACUUUGUCUUGGUGCAUACUUACAGAUGCUAGAUAUCUGGUAUUGCAUUUAGUGUUUUAUAACUCAUCUUCUAAAGAGUGAGAAAUACAGAAUGUGUUGUGUCGUAAGUUACAGAAAUUGUGCUGAAAUUGUAUAAUGUGGAUUUCUGUAUGCUGAAAUACUUUUUUUUUAAAAUACAGUUAGUACUACCAGCCUUCCUACAGCUUGUAAAAAUCCACCAGUCUGACAUUGUCUAACAAACAACAGCCAUGUUAUGUAGGUGCACCUUCUGUAUCAGCCAACUUCAAGUGGGUGAUAAACAUACAGUCUCUUUAACUACCUUUUUAUGUAAAAAUAUACAAGUGUCCAUAACUUCGUAAUUAUUGUAUUUUGAAGAACAUUUGACAUCUGUAAAGUAAAAGAGUAUGGCUUACACCUCUACACAGCAGAGUAUCAAGCGCUCAUCUGAAAAGACACAUAUACAUCUUAGUAACAAAAUCUCUCCCGUCUCUAUUGGUGACUUCUGAAAGGCAGAUGAUCUGGCCCCACUCCCAAAAGUAGCUAGAAUAAGCAAAAGUGCAAAUCUGUAUCACAACUGUCAAAAUUAUUUCUUCCCCCAGAAAAUAUGGGACUUGAAAGCUUUGCCCUCCUCCCAACACAGCUCUACUGAGCUAGGACAUGUAGCAUUCUGGUGACAGCCUGAAGGCCCAGUCAGCGGCAUGCUGACGGUGCCUGGCCUACCUGGAUAGGACUGUCAUGCCCAUUUAACUUCUCAUCCCCCACAAGCUAUCAGUGCCAGCCACAAAGACACUGAGUUUUUAAAAUGUGAGGUGGACUCUUGAUCCACUGAAAGACUCUUGGUUGCUUAUCGAUUGUCUGGCAAACUCUAGUCGCUACACACACACAAACAGGAAGGGUUCACUGUUAAAAAAACCAGCAAAACACCAAAGUUUGGACAUUAAGCAUCCAACGAGAAAGUUCCCAAACAGAAGUUAUGUACAUUUUAAAAGCUAUUAAAUAUUGGCAAAAACACAGUGAUGGAGUAUUCAGUUCCAUUCAGAUUCUGCCUUUUGCUUCAGGAGAUGUUGCUGGAUCAUUUGCUUUUACCAGGUAGAAACAGGGAUUAUUUGGAAAUCUUUUUCUGGCAGAGAAAUUGUGCGGAACAAUGUUUUUCAAAUUACUAACUGGGUACAAACUGGUCUCUACAAAUGCUGUGUACAGGCACAGUACACUUUUCAAAUGUUUUUAUGGUAUUACAAAUGGAAACGGUAAUUUGUAGUCAGUUCACCUCACAAUUAAGUUAAAUAUUUGAAGCUAAAAAUCUGUCUUUAAAAAAGUAAAAACUCUGAGGUUUGGGUUGGGUUUUUUUAGGGUAAAAAACCCACUAACAGGUCAGAUGUUCUGACUGGUUAUCUCCCCUAAGGUAUAAAGCCCAACUGCCACCAUAUUGAUUUUAAAGUUAAUUAUGUAUACAUGAUUACUGCUUCCUCAUUUUUUAUGAGUUGCUCAAUGGAGGGAAAUGACAAAUGUCGAGUGACGUCCUGCUGCAGUGUUGCCAGUAUUUUGUGCUUAAUUUGUAUUAACUUGUAAAAGUGAAUGUUCAUGUUCAUUGUUACACGAAUGUUGCAAGCAACCUUCGAAUGAAAAAAAUAAUUCUGUUUUGUUCUCUGGAUGUUGUUACGAUACUUUAAUAAAGUUAUUU